AUGACAAUUCAAGAAGAAGUCGAUGUUGAUACAAACAAUCCAGCUGCUUCUGCAUCCUAUCAAACUGGAACUUCAUUGAUGCCCAUAAGAAAAGUAUCUGGAGAUGAUCAAAUGUGGACCUUAUUCUUGCAAAUGCCGGUUGGUACCGAAUGCAUCUUUAAAUGA
Funneliformis geosporum is the source of this 165-nucleotide messenger RNA. NCBI's taxonomy places the organism in Eukaryota, Fungi, Glomeromycota, Glomeromycetes, Glomerales, Glomeraceae. The record is from the annotation of a GenBank genome assembly.